Messenger RNA from Abrus precatorius (Indian licorice), 2177 nucleotides. RefSeq lists its product as uncharacterized. NCBI's taxonomy places the organism in Eukaryota, Viridiplantae, Streptophyta, Magnoliopsida, Fabales, Fabaceae. Bases 1325 to 2041 code for a protein of 238 amino acids. The transcript has a single exon. The record is from RefSeq and is a predicted model, not a curated record.
GAUCAAAGUGGUAUCUGGUCAUUAUUGUUUCAAUGUGGUUGUUCAAUUCUUCUGGCAUUUGUUCCUCAAAGAAGCAAUACAAUUGGGAAAGGGUAUAUAGGAUAGGUUCUCCACAACCAUUUAUCUCGGCCUCUGUGAAACAUCCAUCACUCACUAUGCAUCUUCCUUUAAUGCCCUCAUGAAUUGAGUUGGUAAUGCUUUGCAAAUAAUGGUUUUGUUUAAAUGAUUUUAAAAUUUUAUUUUAAAUAAAUUAAUAAAGUUAUGAUAUUAUACUACGAUUUAUAAUAAAAGUUUAUUAAUUUACUUAAAAAUAAGAUUAUUGAAAUGCUUAAUUAGACACAUUCUAAAAAAAAAUCCCAUAAACUCUUGAGAAUCAGUUCCUCGAUCAGACUUAUAUCAUGGGUCAUUAAGAUACAAAAUGGAUAGGGCCUUAAAUCAGGUAUAGUUUCUUUUCUAGAACCAAAUGGACAUAAAGAUUAGAGCUUUAGAAGGUACAAAAUAACUAAUUACGAAAAGGAAUUUAUUCCCUAGUUCUUUUGUUUUUGGUUUCAAAACUUCAAUCACGGAGGGAGAUUGCGUGUCCGUGAUUCUCUAUCAUCCUUAGCUUUCAACUAAAUUAAACAUAUCCAAUUAGACAUACAUAUCCAUAGUCCUUCAUUCUUUGCCUAAUUUGAAAACACACUUGUGUCAAUUACUCAGAAUAAAAUGCCCAACUUAUCUGUACCAUAUCAUUCUGACAUUAAACUCGAUAGAUGCUAAAUUCUUAUUCUGUAAUGGAAAAUUCCUAUAUUGCAUUAUUAUCUUCCCUCAUCCCUUCAUUACUUUCUUGCAAUAUCUACUUGAUAUAUAUUCAAGACUACAUGAUCUGCAUAACAUGAUAACCAAUAAAGCAUAGACCAACUCUCAAUUAUAUGCACAGAUUGAAAACUGGUGCAGCAUGCAUUCAUCAGUCUAACAUGCUAGAACAUCACCUAAAGUAAAUAAAAUAAUUAAUAAUAAUAAAAAGGUAUAAAUUCUCAGGUGGGGCAUGACCCAAUAUGCCUUAUGUCUGGCUCUUUUCCUUCCCGUUGACGUGGGGAUUCUCAUAUGAAGUCUCUAUUUACCACCAUCACAACCAUCCCAAGAGGAGGCAUUAAUUCCUUUUCAAUUGCUUCCACCAUAAGCCAAAUCAAACCCAAAAAUCAAAUGACAUCUUUCUACUCUCUCAAAUCACUCUAAUUACCCAUCACCAACCAACACAAAAUCCACAUCACAUUCCCUUCACAUAUAAAUACAAUCACCGUUUAACGCAUGCCACAUAUCAAAUUAACACUCAUACACCAUCAUGAAGUACAGUGAAAUAUCCCAUUUCAGCCACCCACAACACAAGCUAAGAUUUGAGUACUCCGAAUUCCCCUUCAAAUGCGAUGGCUGCAAGGAAAUUGGCAUAGGAUCACGUUACAAAUGCUCCAUUUGUGACUAUGACCUUCACAUGCACUGUGCCAUGAUAACAUCACCCACGUUGUUCCAUCCAUUCUACACCAAGUGCACCUUCCAGUUCAUGUCAGCACCACCAGGUGACACACCACGUUAUUGCAACGCGUGUGAGAAGGACGUGAGUGGGUUCGUGUAUCACUGCAAAUCAUGCGGGUUCGAUCUCCACCCAUGUUGUGCCAAGCUUCCAAUGGUGCUUGAUGAUGGCGAAGUGAAACUCUUCUUAUAUAGCAAAGUUAGUUCUGCAUGUCACCGUUGUGGGAGAAAAGGGCGUAGCUGGAGUUACAGGUCCAAGUGCAAGAGUUACAAUCUCCAUGUUGCAUGUGUGAGAGAGUUGCUGGUGGAGAAUUGGCAUGAAGUGUACGUGGGAUGCAGCAAAGUGGAGAGUAACAUUCCUAGGCUGAAGAACACUCUUUACAGUGCUCAUAACAGCAGAAGAAGUAAAGGGAAGAUGAAGAAGUGCUGUGAGAUUGCAGGGUUUGCUUUGCAGAUUGUGAUAUCAGCAGUGUUGGGUGAUCCAACGGCUCUCAUUGCAGGCAUUGUGGGCUCGUUCAUGUCACGGGCUUAAGCUUGAGGGGACAGAAUCUAUCAGUUUAAGGAUUUGUACUUUGCUGUUGUUAACGUUAAUUAAAUGCUGUUUAAACUAUCUUGUCAAAUGUCAUCAGUUUCAGUUUAUAGUUCCAUGAUUUGAACAAUUAUUCAAU